Messenger RNA from Lineus longissimus, 1568 nucleotides. RefSeq lists its product as uncharacterized. Lineage: Eukaryota; Metazoa; Nemertea; Pilidiophora; Heteronemertea; Lineidae. The transcript is spliced from 5 exons. Bases 35 to 643 code for a protein of 202 amino acids. The record is from RefSeq and is a predicted model, not a curated record.
UUAGUGGAGCUGAAGACGCACGUAUGCCUUCAACAUGCAUUCGACGUGGAUUUUGUUCGGAUUUUUUUUGACGUCGUUGAUUCUGUCGAUUAAAGGGUACCCUAUUACUUGUGGAUAUUGCAGAUUUAAGACACGCUCAGCCGGUUACCAGCCUUGCAGGGUCAUCAACUAUGGACAAGGAUGCCAGAACCCGAGUGCCCUGCCGAGGGCUUCCGAGUGGCCUGGAGCACCACGUGAUCUUGCCGUCACAUUCCACAAACAUCGACACAGGUUUCUAAUGCGAAUUUCGUUCAAACCACCGGACGCAAGUAUCUCUGCGUUGAAAGGUGUCAUGGUUGCGAUCAUAGCCACCAGUGGGCGCGACCUUGGCCAACUCGUCACCUGCCUCGUUUAUAACCUUUCCAGAGUUGAUUGGAAUCAAGUAGGACGACAGACUGACAUAGAGCUGUACCUGACGCCAAGAAACUCGAACGGAUGUCACAAUCUCCCUUUUGUCUGGUUCAAACCAGGGGAGUCCUUCUACAUAAACGUCGAGUCCCUGCCCGCCAGGGCCGCCUACCACCCUAACCAAGGCAGCAACUCCGUGGAGAAGUACUUUCGAAUCCCUCCCAAGGCGAAUAUGACUGACCUUGCCUUUUUGUAAAGUCCCCCCCCCCCGUUAUGGCCGCCUCUAGAAAUAUCCGAGGCAGCAGUGUGACUCUAGCACCCCUUGUUGCCCUCCCCUUUCAACCACAAUGAUACUUCUACAAUGCAUAAAUUGGCAGGGAAGAUGAGACAAUGGCCGAGUUGAAAGUGGGCCGCGUUGCGGGAUAUCCCUGCCAGCGCUCGCUUCAGAAAAAACUGUAGGAAGAUUCAGCCAGCCGGAAUUCGCCGCCACUUUCCGAUUGACAACAAUAUCGUGUAAUUGAAUGGCGAAUCAUAUUGGAAGAGGAUAUAUACACAGCAUGCUGUGUAUGCAACAGACAGUAGUUUUAAGUUCACAGCGUUUUAUAUUACUAUUCAUUAGGCUCGUUAUAAAGCUAGCAACAUUUUCUCUUGAAUACACAACAUGUGGUGUAUACAAUGUACAGGCACGCGCAUUGUCUAGAGUACACAGCAGACUUCGCUGGCUAGAGAAAACUGUUAUGGUCAUAUGGCACACAUGCCAUCCAAAAACCGGGGCUCCAUACGCCUUAGAUUUACUUGGGGGCAGGGAAUGGAUGAGAAUUUGCCCCAACAUGAAGGGAAGCGGGGAGUUCUUCCACCGACACCGCCACCGCCAUUUUUUCUCCCGCUGACGUCAUUGAUGACGCGGUUUAUUAAUUCGCCUAUGCUGUGCAUGCAACCAACUUGUUCCUGCGUACACAGCGUCUGCUGUGGACAUAGCCACUUCGAAUCUUAUCAGUGAUCGUGUACUGACAAAAAAACAUAAAUGCUUGAAAAAAAAUACUUACAAAGUCUUAGCUUUUCACCGCUGUGACGUUUUUGAACUUAACAAAUAAUUUGUUAGUUAAUUUGAAUUUAACAAAUAAUUUGUUUUCGACGCGAUCCCUUGUCAAAAAAGAUAGGGUGGCUCAAUGAAUUUAUAC